Messenger RNA from Penicillium nucicola, 1857 nucleotides. RefSeq names its product DUF3176 domain-containing protein. The transcript has a single exon. Lineage: Eukaryota; Fungi; Ascomycota; Eurotiomycetes; Eurotiales; Aspergillaceae. The coding region runs from base 1 to 1857 and encodes 618 amino acids. The record is from RefSeq and is a predicted model, not a curated record.
AUGCCAAAGACCUCAGAUUCUCCUUUAAGGAAGACGACAGCAAACUUGACAGCCAGCCAGAAGUACCCAAAAGCCUCAUUUGGGAAAAAAGCAGAUGAUGUACCUUUGCUUCCAGUUACAACUGGUCAAGUUCCGGUCCAAGAAUUCAGCAUAGGUCAAGAACCCCGCGAAUUAUCUCCAACGCCCGAAGAGAUGGACCAAGUCUUUGCUCAAAAGCUCAAAAAGUUUGACUGGGCUGGAUCGUGGACAUGGGAAGUUGUCAGCAUGAUAUUCAGUAUGGUGUGCCUUGCAAUCCUGAUAUGGUUCCUCAAAUACGUGAAUGGAGUGGAGUACGACACCUGGCAAUAUCGAUUGUCUCCGAACACAGUCGCCUCAGCCAUAAUCACUGUGACAAAAGCCGCCCUACUGAUCUCGGUGUCCUCAUCUCUCAGUCAACUGAAGUGGAAUCAGAGUCAUCCAGCCAGAGCAACUCCACUCUAUCAUUUACAAGUACUCGAUCAGGCAAGCCGUGGGCCAUGGGGUGCUCUAGAAGUGCUAUGGAGAUGGAAGAUGAAACCAGGAUUGGUAACCGUGGGAGCUUUGUUGAUGGUGUUUUCCCUAGCUAUCGAUCCGCUGGCACAGCAGCUUUUGACCUACCCCCUCCUUCGGCAAAAGGCAGCCGAUGGGUUGGCCUAUGCACAGAGUACACAUGCAUAUUUGCCUCCUAAGUGGAACAUAGAGCAACUUGACCAUUAUGAUACUAAUCCGACCAUCACAAUGGCAAUUCUCAGUGGACUGUUCCAAACAAACACCCCACUAGAGCCGGUCUGCUCAACAGGUGAUUGCCAGUACUCUGAUUUUGCCUCGUUGGGAAUUUGCUCUCAUUGUGAGGAUGUUACAAUGAGUGCAACGCAGGUCUGCGAGGUGUCGCAUCAAUUCGGGAGCACAACAUUCCCCACGACUUGUACUUAUACAUUUCCAAAUGGUUACAAGAUCAAGCCUGAGGUGUUGGGCACGUACAGCGCAGGACACAGCCUCUGGGGCAUCGAUCGUCAGCCAUGGACUUCUGUAGUGACAUCCUAUGAUAGCGCACUAACGCCACUUGUAUCCUUUUUUUCCGCCAAGUACUCCCAGCCCCUUGUUUACUCAAGCCACAAUACUACAGCAUGGGAGCAAAAGCCAACAUUGACGGAUUGCUCAAUCAACCUGUGUGAAAAGCAAUAUACGAACAACCAUUAUAACUCGACUGGUCUCCGAGCUCUGAGUUUUACAAAAAGCCAGAUUUUAACAUCUUCUCCAGUUGAUUCUUCUUCUGAUUAUGUUGGCUUAGUUCCUCUUAACGGGAACACCACCUUUUCGCCAAACUCCACAUACGCCGUCGAAACCGUCUCCAUUUAUAUCCUAAAAUACAUGCUGGAAGAUAUCUUCAACAGAACUCUCAUUCAAGACAAAUCUGGAACAUUUACUCCCGCCCUGUUCUUGUACAGCAGCAAAAAUCUGACGGAAUCAAUUGCCCAAGUGGCCACCGCGAUGACAGACGUUUUUCGCUCUACUAUGGGUCCUGGGGCUUCGCAAAUUCCAGGUGAAGCAUUUGAGGAACGCGCAAUUAUUCACGUCCGAUGGGGAUGGAUCGCAGUACCUGUUGCCUCUGUGGUAGCAGUAGGGUUUCUCCUCCUUAGUACUGCAAUAUCGAGCAGGGGAAAAAACAGGAUACUAUGGAAGGCUUCUAUACUACCAUUGCUCGUCGGACAGCUCCGAACUCGACCCGCGCAUGAUUUGACAUCGUUGCCGCCACAUAUUGAUCAGAUCAUGGACAUGUCGAAGAAAGUUAACAUCGUGACGGAAAGAAAUCACCCUCUUGUCAUGGUGGAAGAAUAG